This is a messenger RNA of Opisthorchis viverrini, 1824 nucleotides long. RefSeq lists its product as hypothetical. The record is from RefSeq and is a predicted model, not a curated record. The transcript is spliced from 6 exons. Lineage: Eukaryota; Metazoa; Platyhelminthes; Trematoda; Opisthorchiida; Opisthorchiidae. The annotation marks the transcript as partial.
AUGAAGGGCGAAAAACUUCUCAAAAUUGUCAGACGGUCUCGUGCCGCAUACUUGGAUCAACUGUUUCGUGAUUACGCUUCCGCACCCGAAUCGGAUCGGAAAAGGAACAGAAAGUUCUCACACUUGAGGUUAUUCGGUCAAAAGAUGCAACCUCAUUCGACAACAGAGCUUCCGACAAUACCAAUCAGAUCAUACAGACGACCGGACAACGUCGAUGGUUCGUCAGCUGUUUGCUCCUCGGGACCAAAUGAGAUCAUCGUUGGUGAGAGUGGUACACAAAAACUUCUGGAUUCAGGAGAGGAUAUUUGGAAAGAUAUCACCAGCAAUAUCGAAACCCAGCAAUUUGCAGAAGCCUUCCCCGUUACCCUAUUCGACGUGCACACCGUCUAUGGCUGGCAAACAGCAAGUACAAUUCAUCGCUUUUCACCAUCCGGUGAUGGCCUGGCAGCUUUCCCAUGGAACACUUCAACAGACUGCCAAAUGACUUUAUCAGUCAGCCGAUAUUGGGUCACUUUCAGUUCACAUGACAAGGGUAAAACAGCCAUGAACCGUCUGAUGUUUGCGAUCAAAACUAGCUCUAUUUUUGCGUUCUCCGUGGGCAAGGAUGAAGGAUCCUGUAACAUCCUUCCGGUGCCACCCGAAGGAAGCACGAGGGCUGAGAUACUGCCACGUUACCCAAGCCUAGACAGAGGAAGUCGAGGUGCAGAGGUUGGGUUCGAACCACGGACCUUUUGUCUUGCAUUGUAUUUCGACUAUGGACAAUUUAUAUGCCUCCGAACGGUGAACAACCAUCUAAAUACCAUACGGCGAAUGCUUCAGACUAUCGAUAUGGCCCUAUGGCCGGAAAGGCUGGCCAAAGUGAAUCAUCUAACUGUCAGAGUAACAGAACAAUUCCAAAUGAAGCCAGUCUCCCUCAGCAGAAGGGAUUUGGUGGGCAAAGUACGAACGUCUCGUAAUCAGGAUUUACGGCCAUACACGCUAUCGGAUCUGGGAAUUUGUAUUACGGUUGCAGACGUACCGACCCGUUUGAUUGAUAUGUCCCCAGAAAACCCAGUUGGUCUGCCAUGCAUUCACAAGCUUGAACGAUCGAACGAAUCGGAAGACGAGCCAACUGGUCUGACAAAAGGUCAGUUGCUGUUGCGAAUCAGCACCUACUCUUUGGUCGACUUGUACAGAACCGUUCUUCGUACUCCUCCUGGACCGUCACGUGCGAUGUGGAAAAAUCCAUUUUGUAUGACCAACGUCCAUCGUCCGGAAAAAGUUCAUCUGACGGCGGAGCUGUUGAAUUUGAUGCGGAGGUUACAAUUCACACAAGAAGUUAUCACAUUUGUCGUAUGCAACGCAACUGACAUAAAGCCACUUGUGCAACAACGGGAAUCAAGUACUCCACAGCCCCUUUUCCCGGAUCCUUUUUUAGUCCCUCGAAUUGAGACCUCCCAAAUGCCUGUGAAACCGUUCGGGGAAGACAUCUCAUCCACGUCGCAUGCAGAAAGACUUGGUCCCCUGCAAGAUGCCCAAAUUAGUCCCGGCGGUUUUUCAGAUCUUGGCUCAGACCCAUGGAAUGAGCUGUCAAGCAGAAUAAACCCACCUGCGGAAUCUGUUCCCGGGAGCGUUAUAAGUCCAAGCUUGAAAGAGAUGACUGGACCCUUGUAUGAGGGCAUUGUAGUAACACGAAUGGGAUCCAUGUGUGUUGAAGAUGAUCUUUUCAAUGAACAGGAGUGCCAGUGGUUUUUCUCGGGUGCCGAAGUUGGCUCGAUUGCCAAGCUGGAAACGGGCAAUUCACCAGAACAAAGCAGUAACCAAAAAGAUCCAGGAUCCAGUUCG